Molecule: messenger RNA, 3035 nt
Organism: Neltuma alba
Lineage: Eukaryota; Viridiplantae; Streptophyta; Magnoliopsida; Fabales; Fabaceae
Product: mediator of RNA polymerase II transcription subunit 15a
Exons: 8
Coding region: 128-2662 (844 amino acids)
Molecular function (GO): chromatin DNA binding; transcription coactivator activity
Source: RefSeq, a predicted model, not a curated record
AUACUCAGCACUCUGCACACAUGUUGCAACAACCAAAGGUUCCAAUGCAGCAACAGUCACACAAAAUACAUCAAAUUUGUUACCAUCUCAAGUGCAGCAACAACAGCCACAGGCUUCACAGCAGCAAAUGAUGUCCCAGAUUCAAUCUCAGCCUGCACAGAUGCAACAGCAAUUGGGUUUGCAGCAGCAGCCAAAUUCCCUGCAGCGAGAUAUGCAGCAAAGGCUUCAAGCAUCUGGCCCUUCAGUUCAACAGCAAAAUGUACUUGAUCAACAAAAACAGCUGUAUCAAUCACAAAGAGCCCUUCCAGAAACAUCAUCAACUUCCCUGGAUUCAACAGCGCAGACUGGACAAUCAAGCGGGGGUGAUUGGCGAGAAGAAGUGUACCAAAGGAUCAAAAUCAUGAAAGAAACAUACUUGCCAGAAUUGAAUGAAAUGUACCAGAAAAUUGCUGUUAAGCUUCAGCAGCAUGACUCCCCUCUACAACAACCAAAGUCAGAGCAACUUAACAGGCUGAAGAUAUUUAAAACAAUGCUGGAGCGUCUUAUAACAUUUCUACAGGUCCCCAAGAGCAACAUUGUACCUGGUAUGAAGGAAAAAUUGGGUUCCUAUGAGAAGCAGAUUAUUAACUUUAUAAGUUCUAAUAGGCCCCGGAAACCUCUACAGCCGGGACAACUUCCCCCUCCUUCUAUGCACUCUAUGUCACAGCCACAAUCCCAACUUGCUCAGGUGCAAUCUCAUGAAAAUCAAAUGAACUCCCAGUUGCAACCAAAAAAUAUUCAAGGUUCUGCAACAGCAAUACCUCAGAAUAACAUGUCAAAUUUGCAGCACAAUUCAAUGUCUGGUGUGUCAACAGCACAGCAGAGUAUAAUGAAUCCCAUGCAACCUGGUGCCAGUUUAGAUUCAGGACAAGGAAAUCAUUUAAACUCCCCGCAGCAGGUUCCAGCAAGCUCCCUUCAACAAAACACUGUCAGUGCACCCCAACAGAGUAACAUGAACCCUAUAUCAUCACAAGCUGGAGUAAAUGUGAUCCAAUCAAAUCUAAAUUCCCUUCAGUCAAGUUCCAGUAUGCUUCAGCAUCCACAAGUGAAACAGCAACAGGAACAGCAGAUGUUGCAGACUCAGCAUCUCAAACAAAUGCAGCAGCGGCAAUUGAUGCAGAGGCAGCAGCUCCUGCAACACCAGCAACAAUUACACCAACCAGCAAAGCAACAGCUGCAUGCUCAAUUGCAAACACACCAAAUGCCACAGCCUCAUCAAAUGAAUGAUGUGAAUGAUAUGAAGAUAAGACCAGGAAUGGGUGUUAAGUCAGGGGUCUUUCAGCAACAUCUUUCCUCAGGCCAACGCCAAUCUUAUCCCCAUCAGCAGUUGAAACAGGGAAGUACAUUUCCUGUUUCUUCACCCCAACUCCCCCAGACUGCAUCUCCUCAGAUUUCACAGCAUUCAUCUCCCCAGAUCGAUCAGCAAAAUCUUCUUCCACCUCUCACAAAAGUUUCGACCCCUCUGCAAUCUGCUAACUCACCAUUUGUGGUCCCGACUCCUUCACCUCCCUUGGCUCCAUCUCCUAUGCCUGUAGAUUCAGAGAAACCCAUCUCUGGUGUUUCAUCAAUAACAACAACUGCAAAUCUUGGGCAUCAACAAACGGGAGGUGCAGCAGCACCAGCUCAAUCCCUUGCCAUUGGGACUCCUGGUAUAUCAGCUUCUCCUUUGCUGGCAGAGUUUAGUGGUCCAGAUGGUGCUCAUGGCAAUGCUUUAGCUUCCAGUUCUGGAAAGUCAACUGUUACAGAGCAGCCUAUUGAACGCUUAAUUAAAGCGGUAAACUCAAUGUCAUCUAAAGCAUUAAGUGCUGCGGUCAGUGAUGUUGGCUCAGUUUUCAGCAUGGUUGAUAGAAUAGCAGGAUCAGCCCCAGGCAAUGGAUCCAGAGCUGCAGUUGGUGAGGAUUUGGUUGCCAUGACUAAAUGUCGUCUUCAGGCUAGAAAUGUAGUUAACCAAGAUGGAACUAAUGGAACCAAGAGGAUGAGGCGAUAUACCACUGCCUUGCCUUUGAAUGUUGCAUCAUCCGGUGGUAGCAUGAAUGAUAGCAUCAAGCAGUUUACUGCAGCAGAGGCUUCUGAUCUGGAGUCAACUGCAACAUCAAUUAUCAAGAAUCCAAGGAUUGAGGCUAAUCAUGUCCUAUUGGAAGAGAUAAGGGAGAUUAAUCAACGACUUAUAGAUACAGUUGUAGGUAUCAGUGAUGAGGAUGUUGAUCCAACUGCUGCCGCUGCCGCUGCUGUUUCUGGAGGGGCAGAAGGAACCGUUGUCAAGUGUUCUUACAGUGCUGUAGCUCUCAGUCCAAGCUUGAAAUCACAAUAUGCUUCAGUGCAGAUGUCACCAAUUCAACCCCUGUGGUUGCUAGUUCCUGCAAAUUACCCCAAUUGUUCCCCCAAACUCUUAGACAAGUUUCCAGUUGAAUCCUGCAAGGAGAGUGAAGAUUUGUCAGCGAAAGUGAAGUCAAGGUUUGGCAUAUCCCUGCGAAGCUUAUCGCAACCCAUGUCGCUUGGUGAGAUAGCGAGGACCUGGGAUAUUUGUGCUCGUACAGUUAUUUCAGAGCAUGCACAGCAGAGUGGUGGAGGGAGCUUCAGUUCUAAAUAUGGGACUUGGGAGAAUUGCUUGAGCACUGCAUAGUGAUUGAUCCAGGAAGAUGAUAAGUUCUUACGUACAGUCCUUCAAUAUACAGUUAGAUGACUUUAUCAAAGUAGGCUUGUAAAUAUUUGAGUUCUUAUUAGCUCACUGUCCACCUAGUCAAUACUUUAUGUGCGUUUAAUAAGUAUUAUCCUUGAUAGACAUGCAAACCCUUUUGGUUUACUGCCACAGAAAUAGCCAAAGCUUUUGUUGGAAUAACUGCAGAGCAGCUUAUGCAGAAGAAGGCAGUUGAGAGAAUAACAUGGGAUGUUUUCUUGGUCACUUGGAGUUGUUUUUAAAUGUAGUUGAGAUGGCAUGCUUGUAAACUGGGUUUUGACGAUUUCAAUGGCUAAGUAGAAAUUUCAUUUGCCUGAUA